UUGCUUCAUGUUUAAUCCACAAAUGUGCUUUCUGUACAAACCUUUCUGAUAGGUCAUGUGUGUCACAGCAGAGUGUUACCAUGACGACUUAAGGCCCUGGCACAUUGAACCCUCCCAUCAUGUCUGAGUGUAAGACAGCAGGAAAAUAAAUGAUCAGCACUGCUCUUCAACCUCCACUCAAGAUCAACGAAGAUGCGAACCCUUGCACCUGAAGCGAUCCUGCUGGCUUGGAUCCUUCUCAUGGCAUAUCUUUGGACAUCAGGUUCAGGACAGAUCCUGCAACAUAAAGAAGCUGAAUUCCUCUACCCAGAGCUCCACAGUACACAGAUUAUUCAGUGUGACUGCGUUAACAUCUCCUGCGGUGCUAUCUUCUGGUUCCGUACUCUUCUCAGCAAUAACAAGGUCCAGUUUCUGGGCAGGAUAAACAGCGCCAACCGUGAUUUUUACGGAGACGAUGUGGAAAUUACACGGUUCAAACUGAGCAAAAAGAACAACGAGGCUUUCACGCUGCAAAUCAUCAAUGUGACAAAAGAUGACGCAGGAAGUUAUUCUUGUAUUUUAACAAAUAGGAGAGGCCAAGAGUUGUGGAUGCCCGGUGUCUUUUUUCUCCCAGGAGUAACCCUUCCAACGCCUGAAGCUAAAUCGGAUUCACCACCAAGUCCUGACUGUAGCUGCACUUUCCAAGGUGUUUGUGACUCACUCAUCUUGUGGUCAUUGGCUGGACUCACCGGCGUCAUGAUGUUAGCACUGAUCUUCACUUUGUACUAUUUCAGCCGACUUCCCAAAAAAUGUCGCCACCACUUGGUGAAGAGGAGGUAGAAGACACAAAGCGCUCCAUGAAUAAAUAUGCCUGACCAAGUAUGUGCCGUAUACUGUAUGUGCAUGUGUGUGUUAUGUAAUAUUCAUAAAUAUCCAUGUAUCUAUGCAGGCUUUUCCCCAAUUACAUUGUAGAACAAGCACUGAUCACAUGCAUAAGUUCAACCUUAUUUGUUUUUGAUAUCAUUUCAUAUUGAAUAUAACCUUUUUUGAAGUGAAAUUUGGCAUUUUUAGCAUAGCAUGUCUGCAUUUUUGGAGUCCUUUCAUGUUCGGGCAUAAUACGGUGCUUAACUCAUUCAUUCAGUGAUGUGUGGUGAGGAUUUUUUUUUAACUUGUGCUCAAAUCAAUGUUGGCCCAUCACAUACAGGUUGCUCAUCACGAGGACAAUAAAGAAAACAGACAAUAAUUCACUUUAGGUAAAAACGAUGUUUUCAAAUACUUAAUCCGAUUUAUUUAUUUAUAAAACUGAAAACCAUUUGUGGGCUUAACUUUAUGUGUAUGUUCAGCGGUGCCUUGGUUAACAUUAUUAAUCCGUUACAGAAGGUCCGACUCAAACCAAAAUGAACUUUAACCAAGAAAUAACAAUAUAAAUCCAAUUAAUCUGUCCAGACACCCAAAAAUGCUAACAGAAAACACAUUUUAUUGACAAUAAUUAUUGUUUUACUUCCAGAAAAUGAUGCAAUUAUAAUUACAAAUGACAAAUGAAUGGACAACCGAACAUUUAACAUCACUUUUACCUAAUUUUGUUGGAACCCCCCCCCACAAAACCAUCAAUUAACAAAAUAACAACAAAUAAACACAUUAUUCUGCUGCUUACAAAAAUGCAUGAUCACAUGCAAGUAUCUCAAGAUUUCGUCUCGCGCACCUCUCAGCCGCUUUUCCUCUCAGUAGGAGGACAACAGUGACAAGCACCUGCCAGCUCACGUACACCCCAGAGUCCUGUGUGCCGUCUCUUUGCAGUUUAUUGUCCGAUUAGCAAGAAAGACAUUACACAGGCUGUCAAAAGUCAUGGUGUAUAAUAAAUGUUUCUGCAACAUUAUAUUAUUGGCAAAAUGCUGAGAAACAGAAACAGGCACAAUGGUAUGCAAAGGUUUGCGCCCUGAGAGGUUUGGCUCGGCUCGCCUCAUCCCAAAUUUUGCUCUGUAUUUGACCAGGAAAUGUGGCAAAUUCAGCAAUUUUUACCUCAAAAAAUGUUAAGAAAUUCACAGCACAGUUCAAAGGACAAAUUCACACUUCAUUUUUUGAUUUUGAUGCUCUGCCUCCCCUGACCGCUCGUCACUAGUAUGAUUUCUACUCAAUUUUCCCAAGAACCCAUCGAUCUAUGUAACCAGAGAAAAAUGCUUUUGGGUUCAAACAAUCUAAACAGUAAAUACUGUGUAUUCUGGAAAUACUGUAUAUGUAAAUGUAUCUAUGUUCAAAUGUUCCUAUAAGAAAGAUCUUUCACUUUGGCAUGUGCCGUUUCUGUGACUACAAUGUUGAAAGUGUACCGGAGCAGCACAAA
This is a messenger RNA of Dunckerocampus dactyliophorus (ringed pipefish), 2317 nucleotides long. It is a transcript of the gene cd8b, whose product is annotated as cd8 beta. Gene Ontology annotation, molecular function: MHC class I protein binding; coreceptor activity. Gene Ontology annotation, biological process: regulation of immune response. Gene Ontology annotation, cellular component: cell surface. Bases 193 to 819 code for a protein of 208 amino acids. Lineage: Eukaryota; Metazoa; Chordata; Actinopteri; Syngnathiformes; Syngnathidae. The record is from RefSeq and is a predicted model, not a curated record. The transcript is spliced from 6 exons.